Molecule: messenger RNA, 873 nt
Organism: Sclerotinia borealis F-4128
Lineage: Eukaryota; Fungi; Ascomycota; Leotiomycetes; Helotiales; Sclerotiniaceae
Source: the annotation of a GenBank genome assembly
AUGAAAAACACCCUUCUUGUAUCAUCAAAGCUCUGGACAUUUGUGACGAUGUCUUCGAUUUGGCAAAGAGGUCGAAUUUACCUUCUAACAUUGAUUAUAUACCGUGAUAUUUUACGCGUCGAGGAUUUGGAAAGUGUGCUUCGUCAGUUCAAACCGGAUGUCGUUAUUCAUACAGCAGGAAUAGUUCCACCAUUGAUUGAAAGAUAUCACCGUCGGAUAGAGAACGAAGUCCAACAAGUCAAUGUUGAAGGAACUCGUAACGUCUUGAAUGCCACAAGAAUUGCUGGAAUAGGUGCAUUUGUGCUGCGGCAGAGGAAAUUGUUCUUGCGGCUAAUUCCCCUACUUUCUCAACAUGUAUCCUUCGACCAUCAAUUAAUUCCUCCAAUUCAUGCAUGUAUAGCAAAAGGCGAAACCCCCUUCAUUAUUGGAUCGGCAGAUAAUCUCUGGGACAUAACCUACGUGUCGAAUGUCGCCGAUGCUCACGUUCUUGCAGCCGAGAAUCUUCUCUUGAGUACUCCAACUGCUGCCGGAAAAAUCAUUUUCAUACAAAACAAUACUCCAAUCACAUUUCGAGACUUCAGUCUAGCUAUAUGGAAAGAAUUUGGACAUAUUCCACCCUAUGAAGUGACAAUACCGGAUGGCUUAGCUUGGCUAGCGGGCUUGUUGGCAGAAGUGGCGUCGUGGUUGACUGGGUCGAGAGAACAUACUUUGAGCAGAGGCAGUGCGAAUGAUGCUUGUGCUGUAAGAUAUGCGAGUGGUGAGAAGGCGAAAAGAAUUCUAGGAUAUGAAGCAAGAGUAGAUUUAGAGGAGGGGAUUCGCUUGAGUUGUGAGGAGUAUAAGAGGAGACUCGAGAUUCGAGAGAAACAGGAAUGA